Micropterus dolomieu (smallmouth bass) is the source of this 989-nucleotide messenger RNA. Its product is annotated as histidine-rich glycoprotein-like. NCBI's taxonomy places the organism in Eukaryota, Metazoa, Chordata, Actinopteri, Centrarchiformes, Centrarchidae. The record is from RefSeq and is a predicted model, not a curated record. The coding region runs from base 269 to 625 and encodes 118 amino acids. The transcript is spliced from 2 exons.
UGUUUAUACUGUCUUUUUCACUUUUACUAAAACCCCCAAACUGUCCUUUUUGUGAAACUGCCUUUAAUUGAAUUUUAUGUUUAUUCAAACUGGGAGAAAAUGAUGAGCUCCACCUCUUUUGUUUUACUAGGAAACCAGUAUCCCCCUGGCUAUGUUCCUCAGCCAAUGCCAGGACAAUACCCUCAAUAUCCACCAGGCACUGUCCCCCCCCAACCAUACUAUCCUCAGCCUAUUGUUCCACCUGGGUACAAUCCUUUAGUGCCCCCUUAUGGAGGCCAGGAAGGCUAUGGUUAUGGACCAGGGCCUGGUCAUAAUCAUGGUCAUGAACAUGGACAUGGACACGGGCCUGGUCAUAUGUUUGGUCAUGGGCAUCCUGGGCAUGGGCAUCCUGGGUAUGGGCAUCCUGGGCAUGGGCAUCCUGGGCAUGGCCAUCCUGGGCAUGGCCAUCCUGGGCAUGGGCAUCACGGACAUGGGCAUGGGCAUCACGGACAUGGGCAUCACGGACAUGGGCAUGGCCACAAGCACAAGCACAAGCAUGGUCAUAUGCAUGGCCAUUGCCACAAGAAAGGACGGACUUCUCAUGGGUACUCCAGCAGCUCCUGCAGCAGCGACUCUGACUAGAUGAAGAUUCCUUGAUGGGGAGGGAAACAAGACCAGUCGGCACCUGCAAUCUUUCAUCCUGCUACCUUUUUAUGAUGAUCAGUUUAUUUGACCAUAUACAUUUUAAAGCUGUUUUUUUGUUACAUCAUAACUGUUCACUUGUGAUAAACAACAUAAGUGACUUCUGAUUAUCAUAAAAGCAAUUCAUUUCUACAAUGUCCUGCUUCUGCAUUAUCUGUUUCAUUUGACCUCAUUGUUUCUUAUUACACUGUGUUAGCUAUCAAUGUGUAUUUAUAUUAUCUUUAUUUACCCAGGGAGCAUUAAAUUAAGAGCUAAUAGUUACCCUGCAGCUUCCCAGCACAUUCACUUGGAGCCACUUUUGAGUUACU